GAUAGCUGGGCGUAAAGUUUUUCCGCAUGUUAUAUAUGCAAGAAUCUGGCGAUGGCCAGAUCUACAUAAAAAUGAGCUCAAGCACUUAAAGUAUUGCCAAUAUGCUUUUGAUUUAAAAUGCGAUUCUGUGUGUGUUAAUCCGUAUCAUUAUGACCGUGUUGUAUCACCAGGCAUAGAUUUAAGUGGUCUAACGCUACAAAGUGGUACAUCUACUAAUGGUUCUGGCCGAAUAAUUAGCCAAAAAGAUGAGUAUAAAGCUGGCGGGGAAGGAAUGUCUUCCUUGCCAACUUGUUCUAGUCAAGUUAGCAGUUCCAAUAUGAACAGUGAUGUACCUGGAAACAGCCCGCCUAUGAGUAUACAACAUCACUUACCUCUUUUAUGUCACCACAAAAUUCCAGCCACUGAUGUUUCUCAACAAUCAACCAUCUCUCAAGCUGCUAGAGAUGUUUGUUUGUUUCGGCCCACACUACAGCAGCAUCAAAUUGGUAUAAAUUCUCAAGUACGAGUUAAGACUGAACCAUGUGACAAUUGGAUCCCGAGUACACCAUCACAUGCACCACCCAAUAGACCAAAAUACAUGCCAUUACAAAAUCCCAGUAUGUUCCAAGGAAAAAAGAAAGACAAUUUAUGUAAUUAUAUUAUCUUUUAAUAAAAUUAUUUUCAAUAAACUGAGUAAUAUUUUUAUUUCACAUACAGUACCUAGUCAAACAAUAACACCUCAUCAUUAUCGAGAACCUAUCACCCUGAUGCCUGGUACAACAACAGAUAAACGACCAGUACAAUGCACACUUACUUAUACACAUUCCAUGCAACCACCACAUCCAAU
This is a messenger RNA of Acyrthosiphon pisum (pea aphid), 826 nucleotides long. RefSeq lists its product as uncharacterized. The transcript is spliced from 4 exons. NCBI's taxonomy places the organism in Eukaryota, Metazoa, Arthropoda, Insecta, Hemiptera, Aphididae. The record is from RefSeq and is a predicted model, not a curated record. Bases 272 to 649 code for a protein of 125 amino acids.